AUGUGUGUUUAUAUUUGGUUCAACAUGUGGCAACUUCCAUUCAUUGACUAUGUUGUAUCCUCAUCGCAUCAAUUUAUUGCUUCUUCACUUCUCUAUUUAUCAUCUUAACUAGCGUUGACUUUUUCUAAUUUGAAGACAUUUUUCAUUCACAUUUAUUUCACACCCUUUUAUUCAUUCUGUGUUUUUUUUCCCUUCAUAUGUGUUGUUGGAUAACAAAGAAAGAAGAAAAGAAAAAAAACACUUCAAUUCAUAAUGGGAAACUUAUGCAUAAAACCAGUUGCUAAUGUGUCUUCAACAAGUUUUGGAAGUACGAAGACUCAGAGCAAAACAAAACAGACUUCAUCAAAUUCUCCUACACGAAAAACCGUUUCGAAAACUUCACCAUCAAAUGUUGACAAAUCCAUUGCCAAUGAUGUUAAGUCCUUCACUUUCAAUGAUCUAAAAGAGGCCACUCGGAACUUUCGACAUGAAAAUUUAAUCGGCGAAGGAGGGUUCGGAUUCGUCUACAAAGGUUGGAUAGAUGAGAACACAGGUGCUCCUACAAAACCAGGAAAUGGAAUUGUAGUGGCAAUUAAGAAGCUUAAACCAGAAAGUUUUCAAGGCCACAAGGAAUGGCUUGCCGAAGUUAAUUAUCUAGGCCAACUUCACCAUGAAAAUUUGGUGAAGCUUAUUGGUUAUUGUUCAGAAGGUAAAAACAGGCUUCUGGUUUAUGAGUUUAUGCAGAAAGGAAGUUUGGAAAAUCACUUAUUCAGAAAAGGUGUUCAACCGAUUUCUUGGAUUACAAGGAUCAAUAUUGCGAUCGGCGUUGCACGAGGACUAGCAUUCUUACAUUCUCUUGAUGCAAAUGUUAUUUAUCGCGAUUUAAAGGCUUCCAACAUCUUACUCGAUUCGGAUUUCAGUCCAAAUCUUUCGGAUUUCGGCUUGGCUAGAGAUGGUCCGACCGGAGAUAACACUCAUGUUUCAACUAGAAUUAUCGGAACUCAUGGCUAUGCCGCCCCCGAGUAUGUAGCUACAGGUCAUUUAACAGCGAGGAGUGACGUAUACAGCUUUGGUGUCGUCCUGUUAGAGUUACUAACAGGACGGCGUGUAGUUGAAGAGGAUAGACCCGGAUAUUCGGACGAAACACUGGUGGAUUGGGCAAUGCCUUUUCUUAGUGACAGCAGAAGAAUAUUGAGAAUCAUGGAUACUAAGUUGGGUGGUCAAUACUCAAAGAAAGGAGCACAAGCUGCAGCUGCACUUGUUCUACAAUGUCUUAAUAAUGAUCCUAAACAUAGACCUACUAUGGUGAAUGUUCUAGCUACAUUGGAAGCACUAAUUUCUUCAAGUUCAUUCCCAAGGACCCCAAAAAAUGAUAACCAUGCAACUAGGCAUUCUAGUCAUCAUUCACAUAAGUCAAUUACUAGAAAACAUUGAGGUGUGUUUCUCCAUCAGGACUAGUGCUUUGUUUGAUUAUGUAGCCAAUGAUCAAUUUUCAUGUUAUUAUUGAAAAGCAUCAUUAUGCUUAUGCAGCACCAUUCCUGGCUUAGGCAGCUAUGGAAAAACUUAGACUUGUAAUUUUUAGACCAUUAUAUUCAAUUCAAUUAUAGAUAGAGUCACAUCAAUUUUUUUAAUAAAA
Molecule: messenger RNA, 1615 nt
Organism: Cicer arietinum (chickpea)
Lineage: Eukaryota; Viridiplantae; Streptophyta; Magnoliopsida; Fabales; Fabaceae
Product: probable serine/threonine-protein kinase PBL2
Biological process (GO): protein phosphorylation
Molecular function (GO): ATP binding; protein kinase activity
Source: RefSeq, a predicted model, not a curated record